AUGCAGGUGGCCGACGUUGUACCUACGGGCACAACCUGUAAUAGUGAGGUCCAGAUCCUCAUUGGUGCAGAUUCCUACUGGGCAGUAGUGACAGGCGAGACGGAACCAAUCACAGACAAGCUCUUCGCGAUUAAAACUAUAUUCGGCUGGACAGUUCAAGGCCCUACUUCCUCAUCGUCGUCUGACAACUUGGACACCAAUGUAGGUGUGCUUAGAGUAACAGCGGAAAGCUUUGAAGACGAAACUUCUUCCCAGCUGCGAAGAUUUUGGGAACUUGAACACAUUGGGAUUCAGCACAACGAAACUGAAUGCAAAGAAGAUCAUACUAAUGAAGUGAUGGAUCAUUUUACUAAAACCAUUACGAAGAAAGACGGAAGGUGUGAAGUUUCGCUACCUUGGACCACGAAAAAAGACGAGUUACCUUCAAAUCUAGAAGUAGCAAAGACAAGACUGCGAUCGCUAACGAAACGCCUCAUGAGAGACAGUGGGGUAAUUGAAGAGUACGAUGCUGCUAUUCGCCUCUACGAACAAAACAGACAUGCGGAAAAGAUACCAGCGGACAACAACUCGGCUAACACUCAGUACUACCUUCCUCAUCGAGCUGUGAUUCGACGUGAAAGGGACACCACAAAAAUAAUGAUUGUAUUUGAUGCUUCGUCUAGUGUCGCUAGCGAACCUUCUCUCAACGAUGUUCUUCAUGCUGGACCAAAUCUUAAUCCGGAGGUCCUUCACGUUCUGCUCCGCUUUCGCAGGAACACAGUUGCACUGAUCGCUGAUAUUGAGAAAGCCUUCCUACAGAUUUCAUUAGCCGAAGCUGACCGCGAUGCUUUAAGAUUCCUGUGGUACACGACAACACCAAGAGUGGGACAACCAUUACCCGACGUUGAAGUUCUGCGUAUGACACGGGUCCCAUUCGGCGCUACUUCAAGCCCUUUUCUUUUAGCUGGAACUGUGCGACACAAUCUACAAACAUCGUCUGAAAAGUACCCGACGACUUGCAAACUCCUCUUAGAGAGUUUCUACGUAGAUGACCUGGUAACCAGCGUCGACACAGUUGAAGAAGCACAACAGCUUUGGAAGGAGUCAGUCAUCAUUUUUGAAGAUUGCUGCAUGAGAUUACGAAAAUGGGCAACCAAUGAUGAACAGCUGUGUGCAACUUUGCGGCACUACGAAGACGAAAGGUUGAUCUCACACCACGAGAGGAAGGUGUUAGGUCUGGUUUGGGAUGCGGAAACUGAUACGUUACGAGUUGCGCUACAUUCCGUGAUGAACUUUCUGCUGACAGCUAACGUUACCAAGCGUAGCCUGUUUCAAACGGUAGCGCGAAUAUUCGAUCCUCUUGGGAUUCUCGCACCAUUCGUUAUAAAAGCCAAGAUCUUGUUCCAACGUGUCUGGCAAAAGGAUCUAAGAUGGGACGAGAGUCUCCCGCACGACAUUCUGGAAGACUGGCAAAAAUGGUGUCAUGAACUCCCAAAAGCCGAUGAAAUAUGGAUUCCAAGGAGCAUUAAAAGUACGGCGCAAGUACUCAGCCAAUCCGUACACGUAUUCUGCGACGCCAGUUUUCAGGCAUACGGAGCGGUCGCCUACAUCAGGAGCCAAUAUACCGACGGAUCAUGCACCGUUCAACUUUUGUUGUCGAAGACCAGAGUUGCUCCUUUGAAAAGCAUUACAUUACCACGUCUGGAACUGCUCGGAGCUCUGCUAGGGACUCGCCUUUGCAACUAUGUCAACCACAGCUUCAGCGACAUUGUUAAGGCCACACUCUGGACUGAUUCUAUGAUUGUACUUUACUGGGUACAGGGUCAAAUACAACGCUACAAGCCCUUUGUGGCCAACAGAAUCUCUGAAAUGCAAAGUCACAGGAAUCUUUCAGAUUGGCGACACUGUCCUGGAAAAGAAAAUCCAGCAGAUCUUCUUACACGUGGCGUAAACGUUGAAUACUUGAAGGCAAGAAGUGUCUGGUGGGAAGGACCGCCAUGGCUGAAGGAAACAGAAGCGAGCUGGCUGAAGCUGGUUGACGUGCGCAGAAUGCUAGGAGAAAACUUCCGUGACGAAGAAGUCAAGACAACAUACGUCAUGCUCCUGCCAUCUCGUCAAUUGAAGCCAAUUCUAAAUUUGAACGACUAUUGUUCGCUGGAUAAAAUCAUCAGGGUAACGUCAUGGAUAUACAGGUUUAUACAGAAUGCGAGACAAAGAGAGCCUAAAGAAAGGGGCCCCCUCACUACGGAAGAGCUACAACAGGCCGAAAGGUACUGGAUCAAAGACGUUCAAGAGGAGGUGUUCUCAGAAGAGUUACAAGCACUGCAUUGCUCACAACCAGUGAAAUCAACGUCAAGUCUAAGAGACUUCCACCCAUAUUUGGACCCGAAUGGACUUCUACGAAUACAGGGAAGAUUACAACGAAGCAACGAAAACGAAGAAGUGAAGCAUCCAUUGAUAUUACCAAAGCAGCACACCUACACGCGACUACUUAUCGAAAAUACACAUCAACGCUUACUGCAUUCUGGAGUCCGUGACACGCUCGUUGAGCUAAGAGAACAUUAUUGGAUUAUCCAGGGUCGUCAAGCUGUGAAAAGUGCUCUGUACAAGUGCAUGUGGUGCAAGCGGCAACGCGCUCAACCGACGUUCCAAGACGUUGCCCCGCUUCCUCCUGAUAGGAUAAACCUUUCGUUGGUUUACAUAGGACCUUUCGAGGUAACGGGAACAGACUUUGCGGGACCCCUCUUCUACAAGACUGUAGGCAACAACUCAACGAAAUGCUGCAUCGCUCUUUUUACGUGUGCUGUAACAAGAGCGAUCUACCUAGAAGUUGUCGACGAUCUCACAGCAAACCAAUUCCUCAUGGCAUUUCGCCGGUUCGUAGCCAGGAGGGGACUAUGUAAGAUUAUUUAUUCCGACAAUGCGCUUGCUUUUAAGCGAGCUUUUAAGGAUUUUAAGAUCCUCUGGAACAAUAUACGUAGCCCUGAAGCACUCGCCUACUUUUCCAAAAAAUGUAUCCACUGGAAAUUUAUUAUCGAGCGAGCAGCAUGGUGGGGAGGGUUUUGGGAGAGGAUGGUGCGAUCAGUGAAGAAUACUCUCCGACGAUCACUAUCAAAAGCUUUACUCCAUCAUGACGAACUGAUCACAAUUCUGAUCGAGAUUGAAGCCAUAAUAAAUUCUCGACCGCUCACCACUGUUCAUGAUACACCAGAGGACUCUUCAGUGCUAACUCCUGCUCAUUUCCUGGUGGGAAAGAGACUGACGACGUUGCCAACUGACAAGGUGACGUCCACAGCGUCAGACUGGAGCUCGUUGAACAAGAGUUACCGACGUCGUGAACAGCUGCUCAACUCCUUCUGGGCCCGAUGGAGGAAGGACUAUUUGCUACAACUUCGGUCCCAUCACACAGCGAAACGUGGAAAUGCAGUAACUUUGAAGCCCGGAGAUUUGGUACUGCUCAUGCAAGAUCGCUUACCAAGACAUCUGUGGAAGAUGUGUCGGGUAGACACCAUUACUCCCAGUGCUGACGGAAAACCACACGCUGUUGAUCAGACUGAGAGCACAGAGAAUGAGUGUCCCACUAAGGAGGACGGGCAGGCAUUGGUUGAUCUGCUUCCCGUGGAAAGUGAAGCCAUGUCGACAGCUGACCGUACAGUGGAGGAGCCCGAAAUGGUGCCAUCAUCCUCCCAGCCUGCACCACCUGUUCCAUGGAAACAGAAGAAAACUGCAAGAAGUACGGCUGAACAAAAUGAAAGAACAGGUGCCCUUUCCCGAAUUGCAGAUGUACUUGCACAGCAGCCAGAUGAGUAUGCGACAUUUGGAAAGCUGAUGGAGUGCCGUAUGCGAAAGAUUCCCAGCAAGAGACACAGUUGGUUUGAGGUGCAGGUCCCAAGUUUUGUAAAUGAAUUAGAAGAAGAAUUGGACAGAAACAAUGCAUAG
Ornithodoros turicata is the source of this 3918-nucleotide messenger RNA. RefSeq lists its product as uncharacterized. The coding region runs from base 1 to 3918 and encodes 1305 amino acids. Gene Ontology annotation, molecular function: nucleic acid binding. Lineage: Eukaryota; Metazoa; Arthropoda; Arachnida; Ixodida; Argasidae. The record is from RefSeq and is a predicted model, not a curated record. Gene Ontology annotation, biological process: DNA integration. The transcript is spliced from 2 exons.